This is a messenger RNA of Hemicordylus capensis (graceful crag lizard), 1218 nucleotides long. Its product is annotated as NADH-cytochrome b5 reductase 2. The transcript is spliced from 9 exons. Gene Ontology annotation, molecular function: oxidoreductase activity; FAD binding. Gene Ontology annotation, cellular component: mitochondrion. Bases 27 to 1052 code for a protein of 341 amino acids. The record is from RefSeq and is a predicted model, not a curated record. NCBI's taxonomy places the organism in Eukaryota, Metazoa, Chordata, Lepidosauria, Squamata, Cordylidae.
ACAAGCAAUUGAAAGACACUCUGCACAUGCUCAGAGGCUGUCUCAUUGCCUCUUCCUUCCUUCUAAUGGAGACGGGGAGUCCUGUCAUCAAGAGCAGGGACUUGGGUGCUUCGAUUUGUGCAGCAUAUAAGGCGCAGUCUGGAGGGCUUCAGGGUACCUCUGUGUUGAUUGCUGGGUUGGUGGUUGUAGCAUCUACCCUAUUGCUACUUUUUAAAGCAACAGGCUCCUGGAAGAAGAGAGAUCCAGUUACUUUACAAGAUCCAAACAUCAAGUAUCCAUUGUGCUUGACACAGAGAGAGGAAAUCAGCCAUGAUACCAGGAGAUUUCGGUUUGCACUUCCAUCAUCGGAACAUAUAUUGGGCUUGCCUAUCGGUCAGCAUGUGUAUCUCUCUUCCAAAGUUGGUGGUAACCUUGUGAUCCGAGCCUACACUCCAGUUUCUAGUGAUGAAGUGAAAGGCUAUGUUGAUUUGGUUAUAAAGGUUUAUUACAAAAACACUCACCCCAAGUUUCCAGAAGGUGGAAAGAUGUCCCAGCAUCUAGAUGGCAUGAAGAUUGGAGAUGCCAUUGACUUCAGAGGACCUAAUGGGCUUCUGGUAUACAAAGGAUCAGGUGAAUUUUCUAUCAAGCCGGAUAAGAAGUCUGAAGGAAGAAAAAGGUUUGCAAAACACCUUGGAAUGAUAGCUGGAGGAACAGGGAUCACGCCAAUGCUUCAGCUGAUCCGUCACAUCACAAAGGACCCCAAGGAUAAUACAAAGUGUUACCUCCUCUUUGCUAACCAGACAGAACAAGAUAUAUUGCUGAGAGCAGAGCUUGAAGAAGUAGCUACAAAUCAUCCAGAUCAGUUUAAACUCUGGUAUACUUUGGAUAGACCACCUCAGGACUGGAAAUAUAGUACUGGUUUUGUAACUACUGCCAUGAUAAAAGACCAUCUUCCCCCUCCUAGCAAGGACACACUAAUUCUAAUGUGUGGACCUCCACCUAUGAUUCAGUUUGCCUGUCAGCCUAAUCUUGAAAAACUAGGGUAUGCUAAAGAGAGUACUUUUGCUUACUGACCUGGAGUAGUACCAUUCCUCUUAAAUGCCAAGGAUACAUAGUACACCUGUGAAUAAACUUUUGUGCCAACAUGUAUGAGAUGCAUUGUGUGUAAAAGCCACGCUGUAACUAAACUGCAAUACCAGUUUUUGUGUUAAUUGGGAAAAUAAAGUUUUGUUGCAAGUG